Molecule: messenger RNA, 2441 nt
Organism: Hydractinia symbiolongicarpus
Lineage: Eukaryota; Metazoa; Cnidaria; Hydrozoa; Anthoathecata; Hydractiniidae
Product: protein LSM12 homolog B-like
Exons: 4
Coding region: 43-612 (189 amino acids)
Source: RefSeq, a predicted model, not a curated record
UGCUAGUUUGAUGGACAGCGUGGACCCGAAAAGAAGUUCAAAAUGGCUGCUGGAAGUGAUGCUGCGAGCGAAAAGAAAAAGUCAGUUACUAUUCAACCAGGAUCUGUCAUUCGCUGUAAAACAAAUUUUGGUGAAUCCUUUGAGGGUGAAGUAAUGGGAUAUGACGAGGAAACUAAAGCAGUUGUAAUCAAAUGUAAACCAACUGGUAAAAGUUUACAAAAAUCCUUGUCUGAUGUAAUCGUUAUAAAUUUAUCAUUAGUGGAGCAGUCAAAUUUUGAGCUAGUUUCGUUACCUCAAGGUGAACCUCCUCCUCUUCCUGACAUCGACAAAAUGAAAAUUCAAAAACGCCUGGAAUCAGCAAGGGAUAGGGUCGGCAUUGGAGUCACACCUGAAGGCCAAGGAUUGUUUGAUUUUAUUAGAAAAACAAUACAAGAGUGCUAUUGGGAUGGGCAGAAUAUAACAAUUUUGGACGAUGUGAAAAUUACACCUCCUUAUUCUUCAGACCACUGUAUAGGAAAAGACACCAAAGCUGUGGAAUACAUAAAAAAUAUUGUAAUAAAAUAUCACAGUGAUAAAACGAAAGUACCUUCAGAAGAAAUGCCUGCUACGUAAUGUACCUUCUUCAAGGCUCAGUUGCGAAGUCACAUAGUAAAAGUCACAGUAAAAGCCUGCGCCCAAUGAUGUUUCAUCUUUUUAAGAUCUAGUGAAACCAUUAACAGAGAAAGAAACAUUUGUGAAAGACGCUUCUCCGUUGUGCCUGUUUUCUAGUUUGCAUUUACUUACUUCAUUAGACUUUCUUAGGAUUAUUUUAUUGUCAAAAAUUUUAGCGAAAGAAAAUCUCGCGAUUCAAAAAAAAAAACAAAAAAAACCGGCGAAACAUAUGCAUUUUUCGAGGUUGAUAAAGUUAAUGUAUUUCGCAGAUGAUGAAAGAUGACCAGCAGGGAUUUUUAGGAAUUAAUCUAAAAUCUAAGAACAUCGCAAAAUUCAUUUUCCUGGUUAAACUUCUUCCUGCGAAAAUUUGUAUGUGUUAGGCGAUAAUUUUUAAGUUGUUUUAGAAUAUAGAAACUGUAGAAUUGUUAUGUGCCAUCGACUUUCGAUAUCUUGAACUGUCAAGGGGAUGAGAGUGGUUGGGUAUAGCAUUGUAAUUACUUAUACGAACAGUAAAAAUUUGAGAUAUCGAGACUUUUACAUUUUUUGCACGUUUUCAGAUUAGUUGAGAUUUCGCUGUUAACAUCGUGACUGCAAGAACAUACACGUUUAUUUCUGUUUUAUAAAAAACGGCUUUUAGGAAACUGUGGUUUUUGGUUAAAAGAAACGAAACUGCAUUUAAAGGGGGAAAAUAAUGACUGAUAGUUCUUUUGGUGUUCUAGAAAAAUUUUAAAAAGCCAAGAAAACUAUAUUUUUCCACAUUUCGAAUACAUGCCUAUCUUUUACGAAACCGUAAAAGAUUUGAAGCUUUUGGAACUUGACUCUUGCCCAGGUUUUUUAUGUAAAAAUAAACGUGUGAUGAUUUUUGUUGUCGUGCUGAUGUGUUUAUUUUUUAGGGUGUUAAAUGAAAGGGUGGCCACGCCUCCUAAAACCUCCUAAGUAACCUGAAAAAAUAGAGGCACUUCCAAAAUCUUCUAAAUGACCUAAAAUUUGGAUCCAAAAUAUUGCUUCUAAAAUCUCCUAAAAUUGUUUAUGGUGAAAUCCAUUUUUUUUUGUUUUGUGGCAGUAAAUUGAACAUCUGUUUAGCGUGCAGUAGGACUUAUAAUUAUUUUAACAUAUUUCCUCAAAUUUCAAAUGAACGAACUCUUUGACGUCCCAAGAGGAAAGGCUCAGUUAUUUUUAAGUCUUUAUUUCCACCUCAAAUUUGGACAAAAUCUCUUAAAUUAUGGAUUGUAUUUUGUAUUUUAGUGUUUUCUUCUAACAUUUGACCUUGAAAUCUCCUAAAAUCUCUUAAAAUUCUAAAAUUUGUGGCCACCCUGAAUGACUACUGUCCAAUUCUUUCUGCUUUGUUUUUUUUAAAAACCUACGGUUAAGAAAAAGGGAAAAGAAAAAAAUGCAUAUUAGCAACAUUUUUACCAGCGAGAUGUCAAAUCUUAGAAAUACGCUUAGAACGUUGAACUUAAUUCUAGCUUUUUGUUAUUUUACUAUUUUUUGUCGAUGUCUUUGUAAAUUUUGUGACUAACCCGACUCUUCUAGCCUCGGACACUUUAGUUUGGAAGCUAACCCCUUGUUUCUUUGUAAAGCUAACCGUUCUCUGCUUACGUAUAUAUUUUAUAUACAUUAUCGGUUCUUAUUACGACGCCUUAGUUUGUAAAUAUUCGUGGUCAAACUCACAUAGUCAAAAAACCUAACACUGAUGCUUUAACUCGUUCCGCAUAGUGAGAAUUAAUAAUGUACGCCAUCUUUAUGUAAGCUUUCAAAUUCGUUUACCAUGCUGGAAUUCUUUCCUUGAA